Girardinichthys multiradiatus is the source of this 12558-nucleotide messenger RNA. RefSeq names its product voltage-dependent T-type calcium channel subunit alpha-1H-like. NCBI's taxonomy places the organism in Eukaryota, Metazoa, Chordata, Actinopteri, Cyprinodontiformes, Goodeidae. The transcript is spliced from 38 exons. The record is from RefSeq and is a predicted model, not a curated record. Bases 486 to 8012 code for a protein of 2508 amino acids. Gene Ontology annotation, cellular component: voltage-gated sodium channel complex; neuron projection; voltage-gated calcium channel complex. Gene Ontology annotation, biological process: sodium ion transmembrane transport; positive regulation of calcium ion-dependent exocytosis; calcium ion import. Gene Ontology annotation, molecular function: low voltage-gated calcium channel activity; voltage-gated sodium channel activity.
AAACCUUUUUUUCUCGAAGCGGACAUCGAAUCACGUGCCAGGGCUUGCAGGUCCUGGGCCAAGUUUCUUCGUGUCAGACCAUCCACGGGGAUUCAGGCGUAGGCAGCCCACGCGGUCCAACCCACCCGCGCGCGCAUCUCCGCACGCUGCGUAACGAACUCCUCAGCGAGGAUGGACGGGUAGCAGAUAGGAGGCAUGGGUAAAUGUUCCGUCUUUAAUUGAUUAAAGGCGCAGAUGAGGACCACUUCAAGCGACUUCUUUCACCCCAAUCAGGGAUUUUUUGAGGACUAACUGAUUUUAUUUGAUCACUUACGAACAAAGGAAAGACAUUGAUUGUGUGGAGAGAAAGGGAAGAAAGAAAGGAAAGGGAAGGUCCAGGUUGCUGAGAAAGGCUGGGUGCGCUAGAACGUCGGAAAGUCACAGAUCAUGCUUAUGGGAACACCCGAUUCCGUCUUGAUAAGAGUGGCUCUGCCUGAUGCUCUAUCAUGACUGAUGGCGAAGGGAGAGCGCGCUUUCAGUACGAAGGGUGCCAGGAGCAGGGGGAGGUGCAGGAGGACGUGAGGCUUUCUGUAACGGAGGCCGACAGGACCAACUCCCCAGGUCACAAUGUUGAUCCAGAAGGACAAGGAGGAGGAGGCCAGGAAGAGGAGCAGCAGCAGCAGGAGGAAGAGAAGGAGGAGGAGAAGGUGGAGAAGAAGAGGAGAGGGAGCUGUAGUGGUCAAGGAGAAAGGAGAGAUGAAUGGAGCACUGAAGUUAAGGAAUGUGAGGAGGAACAGGAGCCAGAGCUGGAAGUGGAAGCUGGGCCUACCCUGGGAGUCCGCAUCACAGCUCCAAUCCGUGACCCAGACUGUGUGUCCGAGGAGGAGGAGCAGCAGCCGUAUCCAGCCCUAUCUCCUGUGGCCUUCUUCUGCCUGAAGCAAACAACGAGGCCCCGCAACUGGUGUCUUCGCAUAGUCUGUAACCCGUGGUUCGAGCAUGUGUCCAUGCUGGUGAUCCUGUUAAACUGUGUGACUCUGGGGAUGUUUCAACCUUGUGAGGACGUUACCUGCCUGUCAGAGUGGUGCCGCAUCCUACAGGUGUUGGACGACUGCAUCUUUGCUUUCUUUGCAGUGGAAAUGGUCAUCAAGAUGGUGGCCCUUGGAAUUUUUGGCUCCAAUUGUUACCUAGGUGACAAAUGGAACCAGCUUGACUUUGUUAUUGUCAUGGCAGGGGUGAUGGAGUAUUCUCUGGAUGGCCACAAUGCCAGUCUGUCAGCCAUCCGUACCGUUCGAGUGCUUAGGCCACUGCGGGCGAUUAACAGAGUACCAAGUAUGAGGAUCUUGGUAACGCUGCUUCUGGACACCUUACCCAUGCUGGGAAAUGUGCUCCUUCUUUGCUUCUUUGUCUUUUUUAUCUUCGGCAUUGUGGGAGUCCAGCUCUGGGCCGGACUGCUGCGCAACCGCUGCUUCAUGAAAGAAGAAAUAAUAAAAUUUUACAACCUCUCCAUAAAUCCUUACUACAUGCCUGAAGAAGGUGAAGACAGCCCGUUCAUCUGCUCAGCUCCCCGCGAGAACGGGAUGCUGCGCUGCCACGAUGUGCCACCCUUCACCCAGGGAGGAGAGGAUUGCUCACUGUCUGCUCCCCACCAAAGAUCUGCUCUGAUUGGUUCACCACCAGGAGUGGGUGGGGCUAGCAAUAGCAACUGUGUUAACUGGAACCAGUACUACAGUGACUGCCUCCCCGGGGACCACAACCCCCACAAGGGAGCAGUUAACUUUGACAAUAUUGGCUAUGCUUGGAUAGCCAUAUUCCAGGUCAUCACACUGGAAGGAUGGGUGGACAUCAUGUAUUAUGUCAUGGAUGCUCACUCCUUCUACAAUUUUAUAUAUUUUAUACUGCUUAUUAUUGUGGGCUCUUUCUUCAUGAUCAAUUUGUGCCUCGUGGUCAUCGCCACCCAGUUUUCUGAGACAAAGCAAAGAGAGAAUGCCCUGAUGAGGGAGCAGCGUGCUCGCUACAUGUCAAAUGACUCAACUCUGGCCAGUUACAGUGAGCCAGGCUCAUGCUAUGAGGAGAUGCUACGAUAUAUUAGUCAUCUUUACCGGAAGUUCAGGCGCAGGCUGCAGAGAAUGUACUAUGGAUGGCACAGCAAACGCCGUAAAAAGGUGAACCCUAAUGGCAGUGGCAUUGGCAGCAAUGGUGGUGGAAAUGGGCAUGGCCAAGGUUCUAGCAGGGGUCCAGGGCCUGGCACUGCAUUGUGGCUGAGGCCAAUUCAUAACCUCCUGCAGCAUCAUCAGCACCAACACUGUCACCUCAGCAACGGCGGGCAGCACACAAUCAACACCACAACUGCUGAGCACAUGGACCAGGAAAGCCAUGUUGAAGGAGGGGAGGAUUUGGAGAUGAAGUCUCUUUCUGUUACAAGAGGAAGUACAAACAGAAGUAGCGGCGAUAAUCCUACUGUUGUCUCUCAGGGAAUGGGACCACUGCUUGGCCGGCUGAACGGGGGCAUGAACUAUCCGACCAUUCUGCCAUCUUUUGUGUGCAGCUACAGCAGUAAGACACCACCUACCCACUCAAAGCAGUGCGGGCGCAGUCCGGAGCAACAUCCAUUGAACCACCCAACAUCUGAGCACACAGAGGCGCUGAACAAGCUCUACCAGCUCAUGGGACAGCACAGUCGCCAGAGGCUGCUGUUUCAGCUGGCAGGCGUGGUGCCCAGCCCUCUGCUUUUAGAGUUGCUUAGCUGCCCUCUGUGUGCUCGCAGCCUUGAGACCCUGGAACUGGAACUAGGAGACCUGGAGGGGGGCAAAGGAGAGGCUGAUGGACUAAACAACUUUCAGCAGGGGGGUGAUCUUCGAGGAUUCAGAAGUCGAUUCCGAAGAUGUGGGGUUGUGGAGUACAGAAACGGAGCUCUUCGGGCUUGGAUAGACUUUAGGGAAAAACUGAAGAGAAUUGUAGAAAGUAAAUACUUCAACAGGGGGAUUAUGAUUGCCAUUCUCAUUAAUACCCUCAGCAUGGGAAUAGAGUAUCAUGAACAGCCCGAGGAACUGACUGAUGUGUUGGAGAUUAGUAACAUUGUUUUUACCAGCAUGUUUGUGCUGGAGAUGGGCUUCAUGCUUCUUGCUUUUGGUUUGUUUGGAUACAUCAGAAACCCUUACAACAUAUUCGACAGCAUCAUUGUCAUCAUAAGUGUGUGGGAGAUAAUCGGUCAAGCGGAUGGAGGGUUGUCAGUCCUGCGGACAUUUCGUCUGUUGCGUGUGCUGAAGCUUGUACGCUUCCUACCUGCCUUGAGGAGGCAGCUGGUGGUUCUGAUGAAGACCAUGGACAAUGUGGCCACCUUCUGCAUGCUGCUGAUGCUUUUCAUCUUCACUUUCAGUAUACUUGGCAUGCAUCUUUUUGGAUGUAAAUUCAGUCUAAGAAUGGAGAAUGGGGAUACCAUUCCUGACCGCAAAAACUUUGACUCCUUACUCUGGGCAAUCGUCACGGUAUUCCAGAUCCUUACCCAGGAGGACUGGAACGUGGUGCUGUAUAACGGCAUGGCUUCUACCUCUCCAUGGGCGGCUCUCUACUUCGUUGCUCUCAUGACAUUUGGCAAUUAUGUGCUCUUCAAUUUAUUGGUUGCCAUCUUGGUCGAAGGCUUCCAGGCUGAGGGCGACGCCAAUCGAUCAGAGUCAGAUGAUGAAAAGAAAUCUGACAAUUUUGAUGAGGACGAAAAAGUUGAACAGCUCAGAGACACAGAGCUUAAGAUGUACUCUCUGAUGAUGACAGCUAAUGGUCAUAUUGACCCUCGUGGCAUGAUGGCUCCUCCCAUAAUAAUGCACACAGCAGCCACUCCCAUGCCAACGCCUAAGAGCUCUCUAGGGCCCGAGUCCAUCUUAGGAGAGGAACUCAUGUACAGAGAAGGGAUAUCUCAUCAUGGAGAAGCUGGAUUGGGUGUUUCUGAGACAGCGAGUGGUCAUGUGGGGUCUCGGCGUGGAAGCUUAACAUCCAUGGAUCCAUCAGCCUAUGACCAGCAUUCUCUAAGUCUCUCAAGCCCUGGAAGACGCUCACCUCUUCCUCUCCGUGGUUCCAUCAGCUCAUGGGGAAGUCGGCGGUCCAGCUGGAACAGCCUGGGGAGAGCACCGAGCCUCAAAAGGCGAGACACCAGCGGAGAAAGGGAAAGUUUAUUGUCUGGAGAAGGUGGUGAAGAAGAAGAAUGCCAGGAAGAACUGGUGGAAGCUGGGGUAAACAACAGACUAAAGCUGGAGUCAUUAGAGCAGCUGCAGGCAUCUUCUCUUUGCCCUACCAUAAUUGCAGAGUAUGGCGACUGCAAUGGGAGGACUGUGGCAUAUGACACAAAUGGAAGUUCAGAUCCUAAAGAUGACUUCACAUCGGAUGAUGACUUAGAUGAAGACAGUCCUUUCUGCUACUGGAUCAGGAGGGAGCUCCAUAACAUGAAACCUCGCUGGUGUAAGGAACAUGAAAGCUGGACGCUGUAUUUGUUCGCCCCAGACAGCCCAGUACGUGUGUGGUGCCAAGCGGUGAUCACUCACAAAUUGUUCGACCACGUGGUUCUGGUUUUCAUCUUCCUCAACUGCAUCACUAUCGCUUUGGAGAGGCCUGAUAUACAGCCUCACAGCUCGGAGCGAGUGUUUUUAGGUGUGUCCAACUAUAUUUUCACUGUAAUCUUCCUAGCAGAGAUGGCAAUUAAGGUUGUAGCUCUUGGUUUCUGCUUUGGGAAUCAGAGCUAUCUUAAGUCCAGUUGGAACAUUUUGGAUGGAAUCUUGGUGUUUGUGUCUCUGGUGGACAUCCUGGUCUCUCUGGCCUAUACUGGUACCAACAGGAUACUGGGGAUUCUCAGAGUCCUUCGUCUUCUACGUACCCUUCGCCCUCUGAGGGUGAUCAGCCGUGCCCCAGGACUGAAGCUGGUUGUGGAGACUCUCAUCACCUCUCUUAGACCUAUUGGGAACAUUGUGUUGAUCUGCUGCGCCUUCUUCAUUGUGUUUGGAAUCUUGGGGGUCCAGCUGUUCAAAGGAAAGUUUUACCACUGUGAAGGUCUGGACACAAGAAAUGUCACAAACAAGUCAGACUGUCUACAGGCCAACUACAAGUGGAUACGAAGGAAGUACAAUUUUGACAACUUGAUUCAGGCUUUGAUGUCGUUGUUUGUCCUGUCAUGUAAGGAUGGCUGGGUCAACAUCAUGUAUGAUGGACUAGACGCUGUAGGGGUGGAUCAGCAGCCUGUGAGGAACCACAACCCCUGGAUGUUGCUCUACUUCAUUUCCUUUCUGCUCAUCGUCAGUUUCUUCGUCCUCAACAUGUUUGUUGGCGUGGUGGUGGAAAACUUUCACAAGUGCCGGCAGGAUCAGGAGGAGGAGGAGGCCCGUUUACGGGAGGAGAAGAGGCUCAAAAUGAUAGAUAAAAAGCGCAGGAGUAAGGAGAAUGGAGGGGCUGAGGCCAAGCAGAGACCGUACUACGCUGACUACUCUCCUUUGCGGCUGACCAUCCAUACUCUGUGCACAAGCCACUACCUGGAUCUCUUCAUCACUUUCAUCAUUUGCAUCAAUGUCUUCACAAUGAGCAUUGAGCACUACAAUCAGCCACAGUAUUUGGAGGAGGUUCUGAAGUACUGUAACUACGUGUUUACCAUUAUCUUUGUCAUCGAGGCUCUGCUGAAACUUGUGGCCUUUGGCUUCCACAGGUUCUUCAAAGACAGGUGGAAUCAGCUAGAUGUUGGGAUAGUUGCCUUGUCCAUUAUGGGUAUCACUCUGGAAGAGCUGAAAAUGAAAGCUGCUUUGCCAAUAAAUCCUACCAUUAUCCGAAUCAUGAGAGUACUGCGGAUUGCACGAGUGCUAAAACUUCUGAAGAUGGCAAAAGGAAUGAGAGCUCUGCUGGAUACGGUCAUGCAAGCACUGCCGCAGGUGGGAAAUCUUGGUCUCCUCUUCAUGUUGCUCUUCUUCAUCUACGCUGCUCUGGGAGUGGAGCUCUUUGGCAAACUGGAGUGCAGCGACAGCAACCCAUGUGAGGGUCUAAGUCGUCACGCAACAUUUGAGAAUUUUGGAAUGGCCUUCCUCACACUGUUUCGAGUUUCCACAGGAGACAACUGGAAUGGGAUUAUGAAAGACACUUUAAGGGAGUGCCAGCCACAUGAAAUCCACUGUCUAUCAUACCUACCCUGGAUAUCUCCGAUUUACUUUGUAACUUUCGUGCUCAUGGCCCAGUUUGUUUUGGUCAAUGUGGUGGUGGCCGUUUUGAUGAAACAUCUAGAGGAGAGCAACAAGGAGGCCAAAGAGGAUGCAGAGAUGGAUGCAGAGAUUGCACUGGAAAUGGAAGUGGAGAGACAACGCAGACAAAGCACAGAAUCCAACAAUAGCUCAGUGGGAGGGACUUAUAUUGGGCCAUGCCCGAAUUCACCUGAAGAGGAGGAAGACCUGCAGUACAAUGACCAGGACCCGCUAUCAUCAGGCAAGAUGUCUGUGUCCAGAAUGCACUCUCUGCCAAAUGACAGCUAUAUGUUUCAACCUGUGCGGCCUGCCAGUGCCCCCUACCCUUUAAAGGAGGUAGUUGCCAGUUCAGAGCACCAGCAUGCAGUCUCAGUGAUGUCGGUCCAAUCCCAGCCCUGUGAGAGCCGUUCUUUGCUGCAGGUUCCAGAUGUUUCCCCUCUUCUCCCCCUGUCGACUCCUACUCUUACUUUGCCCCGCAUUGCCCCACCAACACCCGGCCCCUCACCACGGGCCCUGCACAGACAGGGGGCAGUUAAAGCAGAUUCUGUGGAGAUCCAGAGCUGUGAGCAACAGGAAAGGUCCAACUCAGCCCAUCUGCCUCCCCGCUCCCCUUCUUCUCUCCCCCCAGUACACUCUCUGUCCUCCUCCCCCUCAGCCCUCUCCCUUCCCCCAUGCUCCCCUUCUCCCUCUUCUCUUCCUCCGUCGCCAUCCUUUCUCCUGGCUCUCCCAUCCCCUCCAUCUUUUCUCCUCCCCCCACCUCCCUCACCACGUCUGCCCUCUCGCUCCAGCAGUCUUCGCAGGCCCAGGGCUCCAUCCGCCAUUUCCCUCUCGGACCCGGCUGACGCAGAGGUGUAUCACAUCACAAGCUCGGCACGCCAUAGGUGGAGGGACGAGGAGGGAGGAGAACAGGAGAGCAGACGGAAGGCGGGCCGCAGCCACUCACUGUCCCCUUAUGCCUCCCCGCAUUGCCUCGAUUUGAUUCCCACUCUGCCCCCUCCAUCCAACAUGAGCACCUUCAGUCUGCUCGGGCCAGGAUUGAAGGAUGUCAAGAAAGGCUUCAGUGUUGACAACCAUGGCUUCCUGGAGAAGCCUCAAUCAGAACCAGCAGGUCAUGCGGAUGACCAGCGGCGCCACUCGAUUGAGGUUUGUCUUCCACAGGCCGUCAUAACCACUGACAGCCAAAUCUUUAUGCUUGAGACUCAUCGAUCAGAAAAGGGUGCUCAGGCUUUUCCAGUGAGGGUGCAAUCAGUUGGUGGCAGGCAAAGAAAGAAGAAGACAAGCCCUCCCUGCAUAUCUAUCCACCCACCCCCAGAGAGGGAACACUCCCUGCUUCCCUCACCUCCAAAACUGGCUGACUGCAGCAUGAUGCGGAGACGCAGGACACCAUCCAGCGACUUCACAUCGCACUUACAGUCAUAUUCACAAGACACACCUGCAGAUGCACACCUCAGCUUACUGAUGCAAACACCGCUAACACCAAUUCAUGUACCACUACAGGCGCAUUCAGCUACACACACACUGACCCCUUCACAGGGAUCCACCCCAUCACACACUCAGACACACACACCACCCCCUGACAUCCCCAUCAGCCCAAAAGUGUUCAUCCAGCCUCACGCGCCCCUUCUCCCAACCGUUAUGCCUUUUUCACAGACCGUUGUGAGGCACUCCCCACUCGCAGGAGACUGCAUCCCCCUCCCCCGAUUCACCUUUGACCAACCACAGUCUAGGUACACAGGCGAGCCAGAAUCUGCUGCCUGCUCUUCCCCUUUUGACAACAGACUGGGAAGCAGUCCAGGUUUCAGCGCAAAGAAUCGGAGGACCGCCCAGUGAACUUUCAGAGUUGCAUUUAGGAGAUGAGUUAUUCAGUUUAAACUCCUUAAAGGUGGAGUAGAAACUCCUCAGCUGACCUCAGCAGUGUUUGGUUUUGAAUAAAGAAUGAAUAAGAGGUUAUUUUGUUUGCAUUUGUUUAGUUAAAAAAAUAAAGACAUUGAUUCUUUCUAGAAAGAUGUGGGAACUGACUCCUCAUGGGAAAACAGGAGGUCGGAUAGAUCCUUUUUCUUGCUUAAAAAAACAAAAUCCAUCGAGGCUGGACAUUUCAAGUAUGGCUGAUCCCCUCACUACACAACAGGACUGAAGCCACCUUACUCUGUAGCCAAAGUUUUUUUCACACACUGUCCUCACCCACGCAAGCCAAUCAGGAAGCAGCGUCUGGCUGGUGACCGUCGACCCUUUUUUUUUUUUUUUUUUUUAUGGGGUAGGCGGUUUGUGAAACGCUAGCGUGGGAGGGGGAACGGUGGGAUAUGCAACUUCAGGUUUUCUGCAGAGGUUCUGCUCGCCCCUUCUCUGUUCCUCGAUCACAUUGAUCCGAGAGGAAAAGUGUAAAUGCGCUGUGCUACAUGCAAGGUCGAAUGUCAAAUCCAUUGUCACCGAAGUUGAACAUGUUGAUUCUUGUGACAACAGAGAGGGAGAGCACGGCGAAGCUGUAGUUUUUCUUUUGUCAAGUGUAAAUAAAAGAAAAAAAUACUGUAUUUGGUGAGAUUUAAAGAUAGCUCUAUCCAUAUGCACAUAUUUUUAUAGAGGUCUAUAAUGAUUUUGCACACACAUUUGAAUUUCAAGUUGCUCGUAUUUCCUCUGUUGUCCUCUUGUUAAUUUAUGUUUCUUUUGAAAGAUCCAGAAAGAGUGAUGUAGGCGAUUGACCCUCUUCUCAAACUGCAAGUUGAGGUGAAGGAGAGGGACUUUAUUUUUCUACUUUAACAAAACAUCAGAGGAGAACUGGUGUGUGAUGUGUUUUUCCGUAGUUUUGUCUCAGACAUUUGUGUAACUGGUGUCUCAACAACAGUCUGGAGAAGCAGGCUCAGUGGUGCAAACAAGUUCAUUUUAGAUGGAUCUAACCAAUAAAGAGAAGUAAAUGGUUAAAUCUUUGAUAAAACUCUAUAAGAACUUGGCACCAGUUUUUACAAGUUGAUUUUAAAGUUAGGGAUUUUUCAGCAAGCUUUAGAGGACAAAUGCUUGUACAUCGGUGUCUUGAUGAAAUUACAAACACCGGGUAUACAAAAUGUUCCUUGCAAAAAUAUUCAUAUCCUUUGAACUUUUCACUUUUUUCCCUUUUAACUUUUUCCAGUUUUCAGUUUGCCACAGGCCACAUAGACCACAGUAAACAUGGAGAGAAUGCAUAGGUUAAAUGAAACCAAAAUGCAUGUGUUUGUUUUGGUUAAUAUGCGAAAUGAAAUCUAAAACAGCACAUCACCUUAAACCACUAACCCCUUGGUAAUAUAAGGUGAUGUUGACAGCAUCAUACUAUGGAUUUUUUGUUUCUUUCAGCAGGGAAAGAAACACUUGUCAGAGUUUAUGGGAAGAUGGAUGAAGCCAAAAGUAGGACAAUCAAUAGGACAACUUAUACAAGCUGAAAUGACCUAAUUAAAGUUCAAACCUAAAUUCAACUGAGAAUAUGGGCCAAGAUUUGACAACGUAUGUUUUCAAACAUUCCCCGUUAACUUAUUUUACAAAGAGAAAUUAUAAAAGAAAAUUGAUCCAUUGAUGGGCAAAGCUUAUAGCAACACACUCAGAAAGACUUGCAUCCCAGCAACUUAGAGGGUCAGAAUACAUAUGCAAGCCACACUUUGUUCAUAUUUUUCAUAUGUAAAUCACAUGAUUUUCAUAUGUAAAACAAGCAAAAAACCACGAAUCAUGUUCUCUUAUCUUGAGUGAUGCCCAGUUGAGUUAAACUAUCCCUUUAUAAUACAUUAAAGUUGGUGGUUGUAAUGACAAAAAGUGAAAAGGUUCAAGGAGUGUGUGUAAUUUUGCAGGGCUCUGUAAAUAAGAAUAAAUACAAAGUGACAUAACUGAGCCUCUUUUCUGCUGCUGUGCUUCAGCUGGAUCAGCUCUGACACCUGUGUUUCUGUACAUCUAAAGACAACCAAACUAACUUUCUCAAUAUGUGUAGCCAGAGUGCAAUAAUAUAUAUACAUGUGGAAAAUACAGUGACAACCACACUACAUAAGACAUCCACAUCUUUGUAAUCAUACAUAUUGUAGAACUGUUCUAAAUAUAUGAUAGAAAAUAAUUUUUUUAUAUGAUGGUUGAGGGACAUUACUAUUUCUAGCAGUCAUGCUACUGUUGGUAUGCACAACCUCAUUGUGGCUGUGAUGGGGUGGGUGUGGCUGUGUGGUUAGGUACUAUAGAUUUUUUCCUCCAAAAGCUCAGGCCCACCUGCCCGAGGUGUUACUGUAAGCAAAAGAUCUCUCCUGAGGACUCAAUAAGCCAUUUGUCAUUCCACAUUUGUUUUCCUUUUUUUCUCUUUAGACCACCAAUUCACCAUUUAUAAUACAUCAUAUCUAUUUCCCCUACCAGAUAAAUAUUGCCACAGCUUCGUGACAAACACCUCAAACAGUUCUACUGGCUGAAUGUUGUCUUACAAAGCCAUUCUUAUACUCUGUCACAACACAAUAUGUAUUUGAUUUAGUUGUUUUUUCAGCACAGUCUGGUUUGGCAUAUGUGCAUGAGAAGAAUUUCAUUAUUUCAGAUGUCUAAAGACAGCUGGCUGGGACAGCGUUGUUAAUUUUAUUUUAUUUUUUGAUUGUAUUUUAUUUCUAAUGUUUUGUAGUGAUCAGUAUGACGCAUGCACAAGUCCUCAGUGACCUGAGUGAAAACCAAAGUGCUUUGAUGCUGUCUCUAAUUAAAUAAAUUAGAAGUUUAAAAUUGUUGUUUACCAACCAAACCAACACAUUAAAGGGCGAAUAUCAUCAUUUUCACAACUUUUCAAUUUCACUUGUGUUCACAAUUAUAGCUAACAGUAACUAUGCUCAUAUCUAUGUCCAAAAAGAGAUUUGUAAGGAAAAUGCCAAUGAAAGUUGCUCAAGAGUGACAUUUGGAACAUCAAACAUAGUCAUCAAUCUCUAUCCCAAUGGCCAGCUAGCACAAAACCUGUGACGGCAAAAUUUAAAGCUUACAUUUGAGCUCCUAAAUUAAACAUUUAUGUCGCAAUUAUCCAUUGGGGAGGAGGAAGUCAGGUAUCUUAGUUACUGUUUUCAGACCUACUCCUACAGGCUGGGACCCAAAUGCUCUGUGACAAGCUCACACUAGUUGUGAUUUGCCACUGGAAUUAACUAUGGGAAAAUUGUCAUCAGAAACAAAAAUUUUAUUUGAUUCUUGCAUUAUUCAAGUAAUUUCUGCUCUGGUUUUGACCAGUAUUGUAACUGUUAUGUGCUCUGGUGUGACCAGAAUACUUUGUUUGAGCAAGCUGUGGAGUGGCUGUGUAAAACAAGGGCAGUGAAGGGAAGUUGCUAAAAGUGUCAUAUUUCUACACAUAAUCAAUCCAUGUUUUAUGAUCAUGGUUAUGUUUAACUCCACUACACCUAAAUAGCUGUCCAAAAGACAGAGACAAUGGGUCAGGAUGUAAUUGUUCCUGAGACGUUUUUUCAAGGAAGGUAAAUAAUAACAUGUGACAUUGUUCAUUUGGCUCGCUGAAAAGAAAAUGAAUCUGGGCUUCAGGGUGAGUAAACAGACAGUUGGAGAGAGUCAUGACUGAUUAAAUUAAUCAGAAUAUGUUUUUUUUUUAUUGACAUAGGACACAAAAAUAAAGUAAAACAAUGCAUUUUCUUAUUUCAGAAACGUAAUGCUCACAAAGAACAAAUAACUCAUCUGGGAGCAGGUCUUUCUAACACAAAUACUGUUUUGGUGGAUGCAGAGAAAGCCAUCCUCUUCACCCUCAUGAAUCUCAUCCACUUUGUCUGCAUAGAGAAUCAUAGUGGAAAGUAAAAGUAUUCAAUCCAUCCUUCUCUGAAUUGUCAAUAAACAAUCACCCAUUUAUUCCACAUAAUGGUUUUUAUUUAUUGUCAAGGAAAAAAACACUUUUCUGUUUAAAAUUUUGUGAGUGCACUGCUGUUAAAUAUGUUAUAUCUUCCACUUUUGGUUGUGCCUUUCAAUUUUAGAGAGGCAGGCCUCUAGAAUCUCAGAAAAGUUCCUUUUAUAAAUACUUAUCUAAUUUGUAAAACAACAGAAAAAAACUGUGAUAUAUUUAUGUUUCAAUCACUUGAGAUUUUUAGUUUUUCAGACUCUAAAACAUGAUGACAUUUGCCCUUUAAGUAAGCAGGGUAUCUGCUGGUUUGUGUUGUUAAAACUGUGAAAAAUAUUUCUUUUAACCUCUUAGUUGAUGGAUAUUUAACACAUCUGACAUUAUUUUGGAGAUGGGUGAAUCGCCUUAAAUGGGCAGUUGGAAAUCGUACAGAUUUAGCUAAACACCAGAUCAGUAGUGAAAAUGAUUAUAGCUAUCAUAAUCACUCAGUCAUUACGUUUGGGUAUGCUCAUUCGAGAUUCCUCUCCCAUGUUGAAUGCAUGUUGAGUUCAAAAUGGUGAGAUAAACAUAAAUAACUAAUAA